AUGGUCGCAUAUGGUGAUAUGUAUACAACAACGGCAAAUGUUCGAUUCGAUACAAAACAGGAAGAGGAGAUCGAGUAUCACACAGACAGUGGAAGUUUGAAUGCUUCUCUAUGGGCCCAUCAACCAGAUCCAUCAUUUGGAUAUGGAGAUAAGACUACUGGAAGUAACUUGUACAAUGUUUUGAAGAAGUUUCUCGAUAAUGGGAACGUUUCAUUAUGUGGAGCCCAAGUGUUUGUAUUAGUGAAACGGUAUCCAGAUGAGACUGAUGGUUUUGACCCCAUGACCUGGAUAAUUACUCGCCCUUACCAGUUUCUUGCUUCAAACUUUGUGGUUUCUGGAUCCGGUCGAAUCGAAAUACCGGCAUUCAAAACUCCACUUCCAGUGGGUGAUGCAGAAUAUUGUACAGUUGCAAUAACUAUUCAAAAUCACACACUAGACAAUUCAUUUGUAUCGAUGAGCUAUACAAUUGCAAGUACCGAUGGAUCUUAUAUUUACGAAUUUCCAAGUGACAGUGUCAAUCCACUCUAUGGAACUGCACAAUCAGAUGAUUUUGAUUGCAACGGAUAUCUCUCAUACAAAUGGACAAUCGACUAUCAUUAUAACACUGAUAAACCACAAAUCAUUGAAUGCAGAAUGUACAGUCAAUUUUAUCACGACUUCCUUCCACUACCACCUUUCUGA
Molecule: messenger RNA, 681 nt
Organism: Caenorhabditis remanei
Lineage: Eukaryota; Metazoa; Nematoda; Chromadorea; Rhabditida; Rhabditidae
Exons: 6
Coding region: 1-681 (226 amino acids)
Biological process (GO): innate immune response
Source: RefSeq, a predicted model, not a curated record